Messenger RNA from Lactuca sativa (garden lettuce), 1526 nucleotides. RefSeq names its product alanine:glyoxylate aminotransferase (gene AGT). Gene Ontology annotation, cellular component: peroxisome. Gene Ontology annotation, molecular function: L-serine:pyruvate transaminase activity; L-alanine:glyoxylate transaminase activity. The record is from RefSeq and is a predicted model, not a curated record. NCBI's taxonomy places the organism in Eukaryota, Viridiplantae, Streptophyta, Magnoliopsida, Asterales, Asteraceae.
GGAUUCAAAAUUGAGGCUCUCUUGAGUUCUUAUCUGCUGAUGGGACCCACAUCAUCUCCCGCCCUCUUAUAAAUUCCGAUUCCCUUCCUUUUUGGCUUUUUCAUCCGUGUCUUUUCCUUCCUCCUCCUCCUCCUUCACAGAGAUCCUACGCAAUCAGGUAAGGAAAAGAUGGACUAUACUUAUGCACCUGGAAGGAAUCAUUUGUUUGUUCCGGGACCCGUGAACAUCCCGGAUCAAGUACUUCGUGCAAUGAACCGAAACAAUGAAGACUAUCGGUCUCCAGCAGUUCCCGCUUUGACUAAAAUUUUACUUGAAGAUGUGAAGAAGAUUUUCAAAACCACUUCGGGGACCCCUUUUCUCAUCCCAACUACAGGUACGGGUGCAUGGGAAAGUGCACUUACAAACACCUUGUCUCCUGGAGACCGAAUUGUGUCAUUUGUGAUUGGACAAUUCAGUUUGCUUUGGGUGGAUCAACAGCAACGACUUGGGUUCAAUGUUGAUGUGGUGGAAAGUGAAUGGGGUGCGGGUGCUAACUUGGAAGUUUUAGCAUCAAAACUGGCUGCAGAUACUGCGCAUACUAUUAAGGCUGUCUGCAUUGUUCACAAUGAGACUGCCACCGGAGUUACAAACAACUUGGCUUCCGUAAGGAAAAUACUUGAUCACUACCAGCACCCGGCCCUGUUUCUAGUUGAUGGGGUGUCAUCAAUAUGCGCUUUGGAUUUCCGCAUGGAUGAAUGGGGUGUAGAUGUGGCUUUAACCGGUUCUCAGAAAGCACUUUCCCUUCCCACCGGUAUGGGAAUCGUGUGUGCGAGCCCUAAAGCCAUCGAGGCCUCUCAAACUGCAAAAUCACUUCGAGUUUUCUUUGACUGGAAAGAUUACUUGAAAUUCUACAAAAUGGGGACUUAUUGGCCCUACACUCCUUCCAUUCAGCUUCUCUAUGGCCUAAAAGCUGCCCUUGAUCUCAUCUUUGAAGAAGGCUUGGAUAAUGUUAUUGCAAGGCACAAUCGUCUUGGCACUGCCACAAGGCUGGCUGUUGAAGCAUGGGGGUUGAAAAACUGCACCCAAAAGGAGGAAUGGUUCAGUGACACAGUCACAGCUGUGGUUGUUCCUCCAUAUAUUGAUAGCUCUGAAAUUGUUAGAAGGGGAUGGAAAAGAUACAACUUAAGCUUGGGUCUUGGCCUUAACAAAGUAGCUGGAAAAGUCUUCAGAAUAGGACAUCUUGGCCAUGUUAAUGACUUGCAACUGCUGGGGUGUCUUGCGGGGGUGGAGAUGGUGCUCAAGGAUGUGGGAUACCCGGUGAAGCUGGGGAGUGGAGUGGCUGCUGCUUGUGCAUAUCUACAGAACAACAUUCCCAUGAUUCCAUCAAGGAUUUGAAUUCUGUCAGUGUCACUGUCAGUGUCAAUUGUGUUUAUGUAUGUAACUACUGCAUGCUACUCCUCUUCUUCAAUGUUGAUUUGCUUCAAAUUAAUACCUUUGUAAAGAACACUUAAAUAUCCUACUUUACUUCAAUCAUCUUCAUUUGUAAA